AUGAAGUUCAUGAAGCUUGGGUCCAAGCCGGACGCCUUCCAGACCGACGGCAGCGACGCCAGAUACGUUCUGUCAGACCUUCCGUCAGAUAUCCUCAUCCAUGUCGAGGAUGCAAGGUUCUAUCUGCACAAGUUCCCUCUUCUUUCCAAGAGUAGUCUGUUACAAAGGCUGAUAAUAGAGGCUAGUCAGAAUGGCACUGAUGAAGUUGUCAUCCAAGACAUUCCUGGUGGAGUGAAAACCUUUGAAAUAUGUGCAAAGUUCUGCUAUGGCAUGGUGGUGACCCUCAAUGCGCACAAUGUUGUCGCAGCAAGGUGUGCAGCAGAGUACCUUGGUAUGACCGAGGAUGUUGAGAAGAGCAACCUGAUAUUUAAGAUCGAAGUGUUCCUGAAUUCCGGAAUCUUCAGGAGCUGGAAGGACUCAAUCAUAGCACUACAGACCACUGAUGCAUUAUUACCAUGGUCAGAGGAGCUUAAGUUGGUCGGUAGAUGCAUAGACUCCAUUGCUACCAAAGCUACCGUUAACCCAUCGAAUGUUAUGUGGUCAUACACCUACAACAGGAAAUCUGCAUCCUCUGAUGAGAUAGUUGAAGCUCGCAAAAGCUCGCAGGCGGUUCCUAAGGAUUGGUGGGUUGAAGAUCUGUGUGAACUUGAUGUAGACCUCUAUAGGCGUGUCAUGGUUGCAGUUAAGUCAAGGGGGAGGAUCCCCUCUGAUGUUAUCGGAGAAGCGCUGAAGGCAUAUGCUGCUAGAUGGCUUCCUGAAUGUUGUGACACGCUGGCAGACGACGCCUACUCUGAAGCAUACAAGCAUCUGCUUGAAACCAUCAUCUGGCUUUUGCCCUCGGACAAGGGAUCUUCAGGGAUCUCGUGUGGUUUCUUCCUGAAGCUGCUGAAAGUCACUGUCCUAAUUGGUGCUGGAGAGCUCCUGAAGGAAGAACUCAUGGACAGGAUUGUGUUGCAGCUCCACAAGGCUUCGGUCAAUGACCUUCUGAUCCCUUCCAAGCCUCCGGCACAGACCGUUUAUGAUGUUCAGCUAGUUCAGACACUUAUCAGCAGGUACAUGAGCCAUGCCGGGGUAGCUCAAGCUGGGAUUUUUCUCAACAACCUUGACCAGGAGAUGUUUGAGACCAAUGUAGACAGUGAAUCUUUGCUAGCAUUGUGCAAGCUGGUGGACAGGUACAUAGCUGAAGUUGCCUCUGAUCCAAAUCUGUCCGUUUCAAGCUUCGUGGAUUUGGCGACUUCCAUGCCGGAAACAGCCAGACCAACACAUGAUGGAUUGUACACUGCUAUCGACGUAUUUCUGAAGUUGCAUCCCGGGCUACCCAAGAUGGAGAAGAGGAAGAUCUCGAGCCUGAUGGACGUAAAGAAGCUGUCCAAGGGGGCAUGCAUCCACGCGGCGCAGAACGACCGUCUCCCGCUGCGCGUGGUGGUCCAGGUCCUCUUCUUUGAGCAGCUGCGCGCCGCGGGAGCUGCCGCCGCCGCCGCGACGCCCAACGUCAGCGUGGCGCGGUGCAUGGCGCGCCUGGCGGAGGAGGAGGAAGAGGACGAGAACUGGAAGGAGGGCCGCGCGCUGCUGGAGCCCCCGACCCCCGGCGCGCUGAAGAAGCAGCUGGGGAGCCUGAAGCUGGGCGUGGGCGACCACCACCAGGGCGCGGGCGACGACGGGCGGCGCCUGGUGGCGCGGAGCAGCAGCGUGGCCAACCAGAGCAGCCGCCUGUCGCUGUCGUCGCGGUCGCGGAGGAUCUUCGACAGGCUGUGGAUCGGCGGCGCGAAGCUGCCCGGGGAGGCCGCUGCCGCUGCCGCCGCCGCGGUGGGGAAGGGGUCGUCGGACACGUCCGGGAGCUCGCAGAGCCCGCGGUCGUCGGCGAAGCCGCUGGAGUCCAAGUCGUCCAGCUCGUCGUCGAGGAACCGGCGGUACUCGGUCUCGUAG
Messenger RNA from Miscanthus lutarioriparius, 1926 nucleotides. The record is from the annotation of a GenBank genome assembly. NCBI's taxonomy places the organism in Eukaryota, Viridiplantae, Streptophyta, Magnoliopsida, Poales, Poaceae.